GGGCUGGGCUCCGUGCCACCCCCUCGCUCACCAGGAGCGGCCCCGGGGCGCUGCGGGCCACUCGGCCCACGCGGGACCUCGGAGGCAAGCGUGGGCGUGAUGAGCCAGGUGCUGGGCAAGCCGCAGCCGCAGGGUGAGGACGGCGGCGACGACGAGGAGGAGGAUGAGCUGGUGGGGCUGGCAGGCUACGAGGAUGGACCGGAGUCCUCCGACGCCGAGCUGGACAGCGGACCGGAGGAGGGAGUUCUGGACUUCAGCGACCCCUUCAGCACUGAGGUGAAGCCCAGAAUUCUGCUCAUGGGUCUCAGGAGGAGUGGCAAGUCGUCCAUACAGAAAGUUGUCUUUCACAAAAUGUCCCCGAGUGAGACGCUGUUCCUGGAGAGUACCAACAGGAUCUGCCGGGAAGACGUCUCCAACAGCAGCUUUGUCAACUUCCAGAUUUGGGACUUCCCAGGGCAGAUUGACUUUUUUGACCCUACAUUUGACUAUGAGAUGAUCUUCCGAGGGACAGGAGCACUGAUCUUUGUCAUAGACUCCCAGGAUGACUAUAUGGAGGCGCUGGCCAGGCUCCAUCUCACUGUGACCAGGGCCUACAAGGUGAACACUGAUAUCAACUUCGAGGUGUUUAUUCAUAAAGUGGACGGUCUGUCGGAUGAUCACAAAAUCGAAACCCAAAGAGACAUUCACCAGAGGGCAAACGAUGACCUUGCCGAUGCUGGGUUAGAGAAAAUUCACCUGAGCUUUUAUCUGACAAGCAUAUACGAUCAUUCAAUAUUCGAAGCCUUUAGCAAAGUGGUUCAGAAACUGAUCCCGCAGCUCCCGACGCUGGAGAAUCUGCUGAACAUCUUUAUCUCAAAUUCUGGAAUUGAAAAAGCAUUUCUAUUUGACGUGGUCAGUAAGAUUUAUAUUGCAACCGACAGCACGCCGGUGGAUAUGCAGACGUAUGAGCUGUGCUGCGACAUGAUUGAUGUGGUGAUUGACAUCUCUUGUAUUUAUGGCCUCAAAGAAGAUGGAGCGGGCGCCCCGUAUGACAAGGACUCGACAGCCAUUAUAAAACUGAAUAAUACAACGGUUCUUUAUCUAAAAGAGGUCACGAAGUUCUUGGCGCUCGUUUGCUUUGUCAGAGAGGAAAGCUUUGAAAGAAAAGGCCUUAUUGAUUAUAAUUUCCACUGCUUCCGGAAGGCCAUCCAUGAAGUCUUCGAGGUGAGGAUGAAGAUGGUGAAAUCUCGGAAGGCCCAGAGUCGGUUACCCAAGAAGACUGGAGCUACUCCCAAUGGGACUCCUCGGGUGCUGCUGUAAGGGGAGCCGUCAGGAGCCAGAGCCCAGACCUCAGUGAGGAGGCUGUUAAACUAAACUGGACUGCAGGAAGGCUGAGCCCUGACUCAGACAUAUUAAGGAAAAAGAAAACUUACCCUUUUUAAAAUAAAAUAAGCACUUUGAAGCAAAAAA
Messenger RNA from Rattus norvegicus (Norway rat), 1449 nucleotides. RefSeq names its product Ras-related GTP binding D (gene Rragd). The record is from RefSeq and is marked provisional. Lineage: Eukaryota; Metazoa; Chordata; Mammalia; Rodentia; Muridae. The coding region runs from base 100 to 1299 and encodes 399 amino acids. Gene Ontology annotation, cellular component: cytosol; cytoplasm; nucleoplasm. The transcript is spliced from 7 exons. Gene Ontology annotation, molecular function: GTP binding; GTPase binding; GDP binding. Gene Ontology annotation, biological process: cellular response to amino acid stimulus; positive regulation of TORC1 signaling; response to amino acid.